Messenger RNA from Microthlaspi erraticum, 339 nucleotides. NCBI's taxonomy places the organism in Eukaryota, Viridiplantae, Streptophyta, Magnoliopsida, Brassicales, Brassicaceae. The record is from the annotation of a GenBank genome assembly.
AUGAACUCUUCUCGUAGUGACAAGUGUCCCACUCACACUUUCUUCUUCUCUCAUUGUGACACAUGUCUUCUUUUUGCAUGCACAAAUGAGUCACUCACUCCAUUCUCUCACUCCAUGUUCCACUCAACUCUCGGCCGCGCUCCGUACGUUCACGUACCGGCCGAGCGUACCGCGCAAGCAUCCCACGGCCGAACAUUGUCGUCCGUGGCCGAUCACAUGCGCUCAAACGUUCCUCCAUCUCCUCUCAUGACCAUUUUCUUGUCUAGUCAUGCCCUGGGCGCUUGCCCGUCACGCCGACCCGCGCAUCCUGUACGUCCGUACAGCGAUCCGUCCGGCUGA